UAGAUUUCAUGUCAAGACUUCAUUCAACCUUCAAACAUGAGGUUGGCUGCAGUACUUCUGUUUUUGGCAACUAUAUCUGCGAUUUGUCAUACAGAUGGCUAUAUAGAGCAAGUGACCCAACAAAUCCAUCUCCUCCGGCCGCGGUCAGGUGCUACAGGCUAUCGACUUAAGGACGUUGACUGCCUCAGCUGGCGUCUAGCUGUGGAAACAAACAACGUUCGCAAUUGGAAACUGGUGCCCGAGGAGUGUGAACAAUAUGUUGGCCAUUACAUGCUAGGCAAACAAUACCGUAAAGAUUGCGAAAUUGUGGCACACAGCGCGAUUGAAUAUGCCAAGAGCCUCACACUUGUUGGUGAUGGGAAGGAUAUUUGGAUCUUUGAUAUUGAUGAAACUACGCUAUCUAAUUUGCCAUAUUAUGCUCGCUCUGAUGUGCAAUUUGGGGCAUUACCAUACAACGACACAAAGUUUAACGAGUGGGUUGCGGAGGGAGCUGCGCCCCCAGUGCCGGGGUCUUUGUGCCUAUAUCAAACAUUGCUGCCUAUUGGGUUUAAGAUUGUCUUUUUAACAGGAACAGCAGAAAGAUUCAAAGACAUUAGGAUUUCUAAUCUAAAAGCAGCUGGAUAUCAUACUUGGGAAAAGCUCAUUCUCAAGGGAGAAGCUGAUCAGGGGACCUCUGCAUUAGUGUACAAAUCCAAGAAGAGAACAGAGCUGGUAGAUUCUGGAUAUAGAAUUCUUGGAAAUUUGGGAGAUCAAUGGAGUGACAUACUUGGAGAUAAUUCGGGCAAUCGAACAUUCAAAGUGCCCGAUCCCAUGUAUUACAUUGGUUGAGCGGUGAUCUAAUUAUGUACUGUUAUGUCAAGUUUCAUUGAAUCUCAUUUCGUCCCAUUCCAUUUUCUCUUC
This is a messenger RNA of Olea europaea var. sylvestris, 900 nucleotides long. RefSeq names its product acid phosphatase 1-like. The record is from RefSeq and is a predicted model, not a curated record. The coding region runs from base 37 to 828 and encodes 263 amino acids. Lineage: Eukaryota; Viridiplantae; Streptophyta; Magnoliopsida; Lamiales; Oleaceae. Gene Ontology annotation, molecular function: acid phosphatase activity. The transcript is spliced from 3 exons.